GCAGGGUGACGCAACUUGGACUCUCCGCCGCCACCUGGACCGACUUCCUUGUUUUUCCUCGGUCGCGUCAGCGGAUUCUUCCAUGCUCCCUCUCUGUCUCUCUCUCUCUCUCUCCCUCUCCUUGUUCGCUCAUCUCUCUACAAAUCCUCCUAACACUUCUCCCGAGUUGCUCCGCGGUGAGGCGAUCCCCCACCCAAGGCUGAUCUCCCGAGCUCCGCCCGCUUCUUCCUCGUCGAUCGGCGUCCGCGACUCGGAAUCGAUUCGUGAGGCUGUGGGGGCUUUGUCUACAUCACCUGAAAAAUGCAAGGGGCGACACUUGCGGUCAAAGCAAGGACGGGCUAUGGAUUGCAUAAGCUUACGGGCUUGACUGCUGGAUCCGGUGAGUACGGAGGUCGGAGGAGUUCGAAAUUGAGCGUUCGCAUGAGCGACAGGAUCGGUUGCUGUGGAUUGCGUCGCGGUUUGGUCUCGAUGGAGACCGAGCUCGCGCGCGCCAAGAUCGGCUUCGGGAGCUUGCUGCGAUCCUCGGCCAAGGCCAAAUCGGUCAGGGCUCAAGCUUCUGAAGAAGAUAUCGAGGAUGUUGCUCCUCUUAAGCCAGAGACUAAAUCUUCAGGCACAGUCUUACCUUAUGUUGGCGUGGCCUGUCUUGGAGCUAUCUUGUUUGGCUAUCAUCUAGGGGUGGUGAAUGGUGCUCUCGAGUACCUGGCAAAGGAUCUUGGAAUUGCUGAAAACACUGUCGCACAAGGGUGGAUUGUCAGCACACUUCUUGCCGGUGCCACUGUUGGUUCAUUUACUGGAGGAGCAUUGGCUGAUAAAUUUGGCAGGACAAGGACUUUUCAGUUAGAUGCAAUUCCUUUGGUCAUUGGAGCCUUUCUUUGUGCUACUGCCCAGAGUGUGCAGACUAUGAUAAUUGGUCGUUUACUUGCUGGAAUUGGAAUUGGCAUCUCUUCUGCUAUCGUGCCACUUUACAUUUCUGAGAUCUCUCCGACCGAGAUUCGUGGUGCCCUUGGAUCUGUGAACCAACUUUUCAUAUGCAUCGGGAUUCUUGCCGCACUGGUUGCUGGAUUACCCUUAGCAGGGAACCCUUUAUGGUGGAGGUCAAUGUUUGGGAUUGCACUAAUCCCUUCUGUUCUCUUGGCAUUGGGGAUGGGAUUUUCUCCAGAAAGUCCUCGAUGGCUCUUUCAGCAAGGGAAAAUUGUUGAAGCUGAAAAGGCCAUAAGGACGCUGUGUGGAAAGGAAAAGGUAGCUGAGGUUAUGCAAGAUUUAACUGCUAGUCAAAGUGGCUCUGCUGAACCAGAAGCUGGAUGGUUUGACCUCUUCAGCAGCCGCUACUGGAAAGUUGUGAGUGUUGGUGCGGCACUCUUUCUAUUUCAACAGUUGGCUGGUAUUAAUGCUGUUGUAUAUUAUUCUACAUCUGUUUUCCGAAGUGCUGGCAUUGCAUCUGAUGUUGCAGCCAGUGCUUUAGUUGGGGCAGCAAAUGUUUUAGGGACAACAGUUGCAUCCUCUUUGAUGGACAAGCAAGGGAGAAAAAGUCUUCUGAUGAUAAGCUUCACUGGAAUGGCUGCUUCCAUGUUACUUCUUUCCUUGUCCUUCACCUGGAAAGUCCUGGCACCUUAUGCUGGCCCUCUUGCAGUAGUUGGAACUGUGCUGUAUGUCUUGUCAUUCUCUCUUGGUGCUGGACCUGUUCCUGCACUGCUUCUACCAGAGAUAUUUGCCUCUAGAAUCAGAGCAAAAGCCGUCUCUUUAUCACUUGGCAUGCAUUGGAUCUCCAACUUUGUGAUCGGGUUGUUUUUCUUGAGUGUCGUGAACAAGUAUGGGAUCAGCUCAGUGUACCUGGGAUUCUCGGCUGUCUGUCUCCUUGCUGUCUUGUAUAUAGCUGGUAACGUUGUGGAAACAAAGGGGAGAUCCCUGGAGGAAAUUGAACGUGCUCUUAACCCGGCAACUUGAUCAAUGCGGACAAUUUCUUCUGUAACUACACGUCCAAGGAGAUCGUACCAGUAUGGUUACUCUCUUCUUUUCCUGCAGAUAGCAUUUCCAGUUUCAGUUAGGACUCGACCCAGGGACAUACCAGAUUCCCUUUUUCCCUUCAGAUGUUCUUUGCUGUAUCCUAAGUCAGUCGUCGAGAGGCUUUGUUUUGCUCCUUUUUUUGGGAUUGAGUGCUGACUUCUAAUUCCAGGACACAUUGUGGUGGGUUGAGAAGGAAUAAUCUGGGUCGCAGAUGACAACUUUGUUCAUCAUUGUA
Syzygium oleosum is the source of this 2239-nucleotide messenger RNA. Its product is annotated as plastidic glucose transporter 4. The transcript has 14 exons. Bases 301 to 1944 code for a protein of 547 amino acids. Lineage: Eukaryota; Viridiplantae; Streptophyta; Magnoliopsida; Myrtales; Myrtaceae. Gene Ontology annotation, molecular function: carbohydrate:proton symporter activity. The record is from RefSeq and is a predicted model, not a curated record. Gene Ontology annotation, cellular component: membrane. Gene Ontology annotation, biological process: carbohydrate transport; transmembrane transport.